AUGACCUCUGUCGCCUCCAAACCGCAGGGCCGUCGACAAGCCGGACUAGCUCGACGGACCAUCGGAGUCGGGCUGCUCCUGGUCGUGGUGGUGCUGUGGACAGCCUCAAAUUUCCUCGGAAGUACCAUCUUCGCCGACAACACCUACGCCAAGCCCUUCUUCGUGACCUAUUUCAAUACCUCGAUUUUUAUCCUCCCGCUUUUUACCAUCCUCGGCCGUCGCAUCUGGAGCCUUUGGCGCGCCGACAAACUCUCCCAGAUCACCUCGUUUCGCAGUUUCCUGCGACACCUCGACUCGCAUGAUUCCUGCGCCGAGGAGCACCAGCAUAUGCUGCCCCGUGAAAGCUUUGAUGAGGCCCGUGGCGGCGUCGAUCCAUCAGCCAAACUGGGUUUGCGGGCGACGGCCAAGUUGAGCUUCGAAUUUUGUCUACUUUGGUUUAUUGCGAAUUACUUUGCCAUGGCGUGUCUCCAGUUCACCACGGUAGGAAGCACAACCAUCUUAACCUCGACCAGCGGCGUUUGGACCCUGAUUUUCGGCGCCAUGCUUGGCGUCGAGAAAUUCACUCCCCGAAAACUGCUUGGCGUAGUCGCCUCCCUCGUGGGAAUCUUUCUAAUCUCGCGCAUGGAUAUCUCCGAGCCCGACCCAGCCACCGCCCCGGGUGCGGACGGUCACAAGGGCUCAUUUCCUCACAAGACGCCUGCGGAGAUCGCCCUGGGCGACGCCAUGGCGGCAUUUAGCUCUAUCAUGUACGGCGUCUACACGAUUGUGAUGAAGAAACAAGUCGGCGACGAGUCCCGCGUCAACAUGCAGUUGUUCUUUGGGCUCGUCGGGUUCUUUAAUCUUGUGCUCCUGUGGCCUGGGUUUGUGGUGUUGCAUUUCACGGGGGUAGAGCCGUUCGCGCUGCCGAGCACAACUCGGGUGUGGACGAUUAUUUUAGUCAACGCCCUCUCAUCAUUCCUCUCCGACAUCGCCUGGGCCUACGCCAUGCUCCUCACCACACCACUGGUCGUGACAAUCGGGCUCAGUUUGACUAUUCCGCUGUCCCUCGUCGGCCAAAUCUUCCUACAAGGGCAAUAUGCUUCCGCUCUGUACUGGGUCGGCGCUGCCAUUGUCUUCUUGUCGUUCCUGAUCGUCAAUCACGAAAGCAAGUCUACAGACACCAAUGCUACUCCCUCACCUGGAGUGGGCCGAUCCUCGGACGAGUAUGAAAGAGUCCCUCACGAGGAAAUAGGGUAG
Messenger RNA from Penicillium alfredii, 1236 nucleotides. Its product is annotated as DMT family transporter. Gene Ontology annotation, biological process: regulation of peptide transport. The transcript has 6 exons. Gene Ontology annotation, cellular component: membrane. The record is from RefSeq and is a predicted model, not a curated record. Lineage: Eukaryota; Fungi; Ascomycota; Eurotiomycetes; Eurotiales; Aspergillaceae. The coding region runs from base 1 to 1236 and encodes 411 amino acids.